Molecule: messenger RNA, 1232 nt
Organism: Colossoma macropomum (tambaqui)
Lineage: Eukaryota; Metazoa; Chordata; Actinopteri; Characiformes; Serrasalmidae
Gene: pax9
Product: paired box 9
Exons: 4
Coding region: 201-1232 (343 amino acids)
Biological process (GO): regulation of transcription by RNA polymerase II; anatomical structure development
Molecular function (GO): RNA polymerase II cis-regulatory region sequence-specific DNA binding; DNA-binding transcription factor activity, RNA polymerase II-specific
Source: RefSeq, a predicted model, not a curated record
UAAGCCUGUCCUCUCUGCCAUCAGGAAACAGAACGCGAAUUUGCCUCCCUUGUAACUAUUCGCUAUCGCAUCUGCGUGAAACGAUUGAUUUUUCCUCCCGCUUCGACUGCAGGCCGGCGGCUAGACCAGCUAAACUGGACUCAGAGCUGGUCAGAGGACGUCACUCUGGGUUUUCUUUUAUCAUCGGAGGGUUACACGCAAUGGAACCAGCCUUUGGGGAGGUGAACCAGCUCGGUGGUGUUUUUGUAAACGGAAGACCCCUGCCCAACGCCGUCCGCCUCAGGAUUGUAGAGCUGGCCCAGCUGGGCAUCAGGCCUUGCGACAUCAGCAGACAGCUGCGUGUCUCUCACGGCUGUGUGAGUAAGAUCUUGGCCCGUUAUAACGAGACUGGCUCGAUCCUGCCCGGCGCGAUCGGUGGCAGCAAGCCGCGGGUCACCACCCCGACUGUGGUGAAGCACAUUCGGACUUACAAGCAGCGAGACCCGGGCAUUUUCGCCUGGGAGAUCAGAGACAGGCUGCUCGCCGACGGCGUGUGCGACAAGUUCAACCUGCCUUCCGUCAGCUCGAUCAGCCGGAUCCUCCGCAACAAGAUCGGAAACGUAGCCCAGCAGAACCAGUACGAGUCGAGCAAACAGACUUCUCACCCUCAGCCGCAGCCUGCGCUGCCCUACAACCACUUGUACUCUUAUCCGACUCCGAUCGCAGCGACAGGGACUAAAGUGCCCACUCCCCCCGGCAUGCCCACUCUCCCUGGACAUAUGGCUAUGCACAGAAUAUGGCCUUCUUCUCAUUCUGUUACAGACAUUUUGGGCAUUCGGUCAAUAACGGAGCAGCAAAUUAGUGACAGUCCGUCCUUUCCCAGCGCCAAACUAGAAGAAUGGAGCGCUAUUAGCAGGAGUAAUUUCUCGUCAGCGAGCUCUCCACUAGUCAAUGGCGUGGAUAAGCCUCACUUAGAAGCUGACGCAAAAUACUCACAGAUGCCGAAUGGAUUGCCCACAGUGAACAGCUAUGUCACAGCUCCCAGCAUCCAUCCCUACCAUCCUCCCACCCAAGUGUCGCCUUACAUGGGGUACAGCGGCACCACGUCGGCCUAUGUGACCGGCCCCACAUGGCAGCCGCACAGUGGCAGUGCUCUCUCUCCCCACAGCUGUGACAUCGCCGCCCCGCUGGCCUUCAAGGGCAUGACAGCCUCCCGGGAAUCUGUCCACUCUGUCACAGCCUCUGCUCUGUGA